AUGCGUGGCCACUCCGCGGACAAGUCGCGCGUCCUGGUGCGGAUCGACCCGAAGUACUUCCGGCCGACUGAGGUCGAGCUGCUGAUCGGAGACCCGGCCAAGGCCAAGGAGAAGCUCGGCUGGGUGCCCAAGAUCCCGAUGCAGGAGCUCUGCAAAGAGAUGGUUGCCUCCGACAUCGCCCUCGUCGAGAAGGGCGACCUCACCUCGUGA
Molecule: messenger RNA, 210 nt
Organism: Emiliania huxleyi CCMP1516
Lineage: Eukaryota; Haptophyta; Isochrysidales; Noelaerhabdaceae
Exons: 2
Coding region: 1-210 (69 amino acids)
Biological process (GO): GDP-mannose metabolic process
Molecular function (GO): GDP-mannose 4,6-dehydratase activity
Source: RefSeq, a predicted model, not a curated record